Molecule: messenger RNA, 824 nt
Organism: Salvia splendens (bonfire salvia)
Lineage: Eukaryota; Viridiplantae; Streptophyta; Magnoliopsida; Lamiales; Lamiaceae
Exons: 5
Coding region: 226-630 (134 amino acids)
Source: RefSeq, a predicted model, not a curated record
AUGUCAUUGAGGAACUAGAAUGGGACCAUUAAGGUCUUGCACAUUUUUGAUUUUGCGAUGUAACAUGUUUGUGUAUAUAAACAAAAGAUCUGAGCUUGGCUUGUUGUCAUAUAUGUUGAAGGUGUAAGACAUAUUUUUCCUCCACAUUCCAAUUCUUGAUUCAUUUAAGAUAGUUCUAAAUCUGAACACUGUCCUAUAAAAUUAUUGUUCUGUCCUAAACAAACAAUGAAGUCUGCCAUAUCUCUGCUACUUCUAUUGCUUCUCAUCAUUCAUCAAGCUCAUGGUAUGGGAGUGACCAGAAAAGGAAGUUUAUCUCAUAGAAGUAGUCAGCAAGUCAUGAGCCAUAAAACUCUCGAGGAAAAGACUGACAAAGAUGUCGAUAAGAGCGUGUGGGAAAGCAAGAAUUUAUCAGGAAGAGCUAGAAAACUCAUGAUCACACCUUCGAUUCCAACGACUGCAACCGUUGCUAAGAAUGAGAAAAGCACCAACAAAAAAACAUCAGCUACAAAAGUGAAUUCAUCAUCCAUGGCCGAGCAACGGAUGGCGGCUGACGAGACAUAUCCAGGUAUACUAGACAUAGCCGGAAUGGAUUAUUCUCAGGCAAGAAGAAAACCUCCGAUUCACAACUAAGCUUCAUCAAUUUUAUGGAAUAAUUAAACUACGCAUAGGUAAAUUAGCUAGAGCAAUCCUAUAUACUAAUGUACGUGUACAAGUAGAAAUCAAAUAUGUUAAUUGUCACUUUUGUUUCGGGUUAGAAACUAAGAUUUUGUAAACAAAAAUAUGCUGAAUGCAUGAUUAGUUUAUCGGAUGUAUGUUUGACACAA